Emiliania huxleyi CCMP1516 is the source of this 1626-nucleotide messenger RNA. RefSeq lists its product as hypothetical. NCBI's taxonomy places the organism in Eukaryota, Haptophyta, Isochrysidales, Noelaerhabdaceae. The transcript has 4 exons. Bases 1 to 1626 code for a protein of 541 amino acids. The record is from RefSeq and is a predicted model, not a curated record.
AUGGCGUUGCAUCCGCGGCUUGGCGCCGAGAGCCCGCUGUCUGUCCUUUCCGACGACCUCCUACACCGCAUCGUCCUCCUGGUCUCGCUGCAGUCUCCCUCACACCGCAGCCUCGCCGCCAUCAACUGCCGCGCUGACUGGUGUAUUCGUCAGCUCGACCUUCACUACAUCACGAGCAAGGGCGUGCAGACCACCAGCCUGCGAGGCGGGAAGGGGCUGCCCGCCUGGCUGCGGGCGAUGGGGCUGUCUGGCAACCGGGAGGAUGGAAUGGACAUGCACGACGUGGCCGUGGAUCUCGCGCACUCCUCCGUGGAGCACACCUCCCGGGGGCACUUCCAGCCACAGCCUCGCCUGCAGCUCCUCAAGGGUCAACCGGUGCUCGCUGCCUUUGUCGAGGCGCCCGGGCUGAAUCGCGUCGCCAAGCAAACGGGCGGCGUCGGCCGCCUCGUCGGCAUCGGCGCACACGCGCCACCGCCACAGCAGGGGGAACUUCUCCACCUACUGUACCAAAAGGAGUUCGAGGACCUGCACGCCCGCUGCGCCUUCCAAGUGCUGAGGGCAGCACCGGCGCUGCCGCGAGCGGCUGCACUGCUCUCUGCGUCCAAGCCGGCGCUGCCUGCGGUCACCAAGGCGUACACGCUCAGCGGGCUGGCCACGGGCGCAGCCUGGACCGCCUGCUCGUGCGUCGCGCUGUCGUCGCAUCCGAAUGCGGCAAUCGAUGCCGUAUGCGGCUUGCGCCACAACCUGCUCACCAUCGCACAAGCCUACGCCCUGCCGCUCCCGCUGAUCUGGGCGGUUGCCUCGGCGCUGCGCUCGGCGGCAGCCGCGGGCUGGGAUCGGCUCUCCUCCGCCACGUACCGCCGCCUCAACCUGGCGCUUUUCACCAGCUCCGCCUGGCUGUGUGCCGCUGCCGUCUGCAUGCCCGCCUUUGCAUACGGCUACGACAUGUACCCCGCAGCGCUCAAGGCGGCGGCGGGCGCGGCGCACGGGCUGACGGCGCUGCUGUGCGCGGGCGUGUGGGUGCGCACGGUUGAACCGACCCGCAGUGGACAUUACAUGCCCCGGCUCGUGCGCGGCCUCGCGGGCUCUCUCGCCACGCUCGCCCCCAAGAGCGCCUCCGACGACCCGGAGGCCGCCUCGAGCCGCGACGGACGGUCGGAGCUUGCGCUGUGCGCGGCGCUCUUCGCGUGGUUCGCCGUGCUGCCGGUCGUGUCGCCCUUCCCGAUGGCGACCGUGCCCGCCAUCCUCGGCAAGAGAAUGAGCCGCGCCUACUCGGCGUGGACCUGGCGCGAGACACAUAGCCGUCGCCGCAUGCGCUCGCGCACGCGCCGGCUCGCGGCCUGCGUCUGCUACGUGCUCAAGGACGCCGCCGAGCGCGGCCGCUCCUCGGCAUCCACUUUUGCGACGCUGCGCAAGGGCCUCGCCGCGGGCAGCCUGGCGCACCUGCUCGUGGUGGCGCUCAAGUUGGUUGGCGUGGACGGCGGCGGGCUCCUCCUGCCGGGGCGCGGGCUUUGGACAUUUUACGCAAACUUUGUUGCGGUGCCCUUCACGGCUGGCGCGUCGGUGGCGAUGCACGCGCUGGCGGCGUUCGCGACGACUUGCUCGGAGGUGGGGGAAGAGAAGUGA